AUGUGCGCGGGCGGAUCGGCCGCAGGUGCUGGCGGCUCGGUGGCGUUGGAGGGCGGAGGCGCGCUCGCGCAGGCGGCGGCCGCGGGCGCCUCGGGCGCAUCUUCCGCAGCGCGCGCAGGCAGCGGCGGCUCGCCGGGGGAGCGCAGAGCGCGACCAGCCGCAGCAGCGCCACGCACCACCAGAGCACGGCGGCCAGCGCGCGGGCAGCGCGCCCGACGUGGCCCGGGGCCUCCUCGCGACCAAAAUACGCGCACCGUGGAGCUGCUCGGCUAG
Messenger RNA from Parnassius apollo (apollo), 273 nucleotides. The record is from the annotation of a GenBank genome assembly. NCBI's taxonomy places the organism in Eukaryota, Metazoa, Arthropoda, Insecta, Lepidoptera, Papilionidae.